AUGCUGAUUUUGGUGAUACAAGGGCUGAACGGUGUUGCUGCUGGCAUUGUGGUGGUAUAUGAUUGGGUCUCAACACUCGGACAAGAGGUGCGCUAUCAUGUGCUAUGCAAUAAAUGGGACAAUUGUUACCUUGAGUGCCAUGUUGGGCGAAAGAUGCUCAUGCUCCUUGUUAUUAUCUUCCUGGCUGUAAACAUCGCUUGCGGAGUAAUGGCGGCAAUAGGCCUCAAAGAUACUGUACCGGAGGAGUUCAUACUCUCUGGCACGUAUAUGCGCGGUUAUGCAUAUGGAGGGGACGAGCAGCUUCUGAACUCCAUGGUUUGGAUGCUCAACACUGUUUGGGAGGUCCUCGCGCUGUGCCUUUCAGUCUGGGUUGCUGUGAAACACUUCUGUGAGCUGCGACGACUCGGCCCAUCGACAGAAUCGACCAUUGUGGACUGUUUUAGAGUGCUGGUACAAUCUCACGUUCUUUACUUUGCAAGUUCCGUACAUGUUAGCUUUGUUGGUCUCUCUUGCCUCCAGCUUGCUCAUCUCUCUCCCGAAAUCGUGAAUUCAAUUCCUAUUACCGCUCAGAUACUCGGUGGUGCUCUUGAAUCGAGUACGAUUUGA
Suillus discolor is the source of this 606-nucleotide messenger RNA. RefSeq lists its product as uncharacterized. The transcript is spliced from 9 exons. The record is from RefSeq and is a predicted model, not a curated record. Lineage: Eukaryota; Fungi; Basidiomycota; Agaricomycetes; Boletales; Suillaceae. Bases 1 to 606 code for a protein of 201 amino acids.